AUGACCCCUCCGUCCCAUCGAUCUCACUGCGUUCACCCCACCGCGAUGGUGAUGGACCCUUCCGCGGCGGCGGCGCCCGCGGCGGUGCCGGGCGCGCUGGCGGGGCCGGUGGUGGACGGCGUGAGCGCGCUGGACUGCAGCCCGCAGGGCCUGGCGGCGUUCAGCAGCGGCGCCGCCAUCAGCGUCGUCGACCUCGCCAGCAUGCAGCUCGUCCACACGCUCGUCGCGCCGCCGCCCCCCCUCGACCGCUCCGGGGGCCUCGCGGGCGGCGCGGCGGAGACGGCGGGCGUGGUGGUGCCGGUGACGGCGGCGCGGUUCAAGCCGGGCGGGCUGGACCGCGACCUCGCGCACCUCUCCAGCCUGCAGCUGGCGGCGGGCGACCGCGCGGGGCGCGUGGCGCUCUGGGAGGUCGUGCGCGAGGAGGUGGACCGCUGGCUGCUGCCCGACCGCGCGGGGGGGGCGGCGGGGGGAGCGGGGGGCGCGGGCGGCAGCGCGGGCGGCGGGGCGGCGGGGUCAGUGGAUGCGGUGGAGUGGGUGAUGGGGCGGCCGUGGCUGCUGGCCGUGCUGCACGCCAGCUGCGCCGCCGUCGUCUGGGACCUCUCCUCCUCCUCCGCCGCCUCCUCCUCGCCUGCCGCGGCCGCCACGGCGACGCCACGUGUCAUCUGGCGGUACGACGGGUCGGCGUCGCCCACGGGCGAGCUGCUGGUGUCGCUGGCGCUGGACCCCCACGACCCGCGCCGCCUUUGCGUGCACGGCGCGCGCGGCCUCGUGCUCGCGCUGCAGGUCGACCUGGGCGCGCCGGGCAAGGGGGGCGCGGGGGGGAGCGGUGGAAGUGGGGGAAACGGGGGGGGAGCGGGCAAGGAGAGGGGCGUGAGCAUCAAAACCACCACGCUGCAGCUGCCCCUGCCAGAGCCUGGAGGGGGGGGAGGCGGAGGGGGAGGGGGUGCGACAGGGGGGGCAGCAUCAGUGGUGGCGUGUGCGUUCGCCCCGCACACGCGCGACCUGCUGUACGCGGUGCUGCCGCGGGACAUCGUGUGCUUCGACCUGCACUUCGGGUGCGCCGUGGCCUCCUCCUCCGUGCCUCGCAGCGUGGCGCGGUUGACGCGGCUGCUGCUGCCGCCGUCCAGCGACGUGCUCUACUGCCUCCACGCCGACGGCAAACUCUCCAUGUGGCAGCGCCGCCCAGGGCGCCAGCUGUACAUGAUCCGCACGGUGGAGCCGCUGGUGCCCUUGCCCGGCAGUGCAGCACCGUCCCCGGGCGUGCUGGCGGCGGUGUUGUGGCCGCAGCCGUUCCGCGAGGCGCAGCUCGUGCUGCAGGCCGUGCCCGCCACCACCCCGCGCCCCAAUGGCAGCCUGGGGGGCGGCGUGGCGGCGGGUGUGAGCUUGCACGGCGUGAGCAGCUGCCAGGUGGUGUGUGUGAGCGACGACAACAAGCUCUGGCACUGGCUUGCCAGCACUGCCCCCGUGCCGGGGGGCAAAGGGGGGGUGGGAGGAGCGGGGGAUGGGGAGAAAGGGGAUGGUGGGGAGGGUGGUGCGAGGGGCGGUCGGGGGAGUGGGGGGGGUGGAGGAGGGGGAGGAGAGGCAAGUGGUGGCGAGGGGGCGAGUGCGAUGGGUGACGGCGUGGAGGUGGCCAUGAAGCUGGAGCUGCUGGGCAUGUUCCACGGCUUCUCCUCCGCGCCCACCACCCUCUCCGUGCCCGCACCUUCCCUCUUCUCCUGCGUCUCAGGUCUGAGCACGGCAACGGGGUCGCUGGCAGCAGCAGCAGUACCGCUAGUGGCGGUGGCAACGCAGGAGGGCGGGGUGGAGCUGGUGGACACGGCGGUGCAUGCCAUCGCGGCGUCGUUCCUGCUGCACCCCUCCAUGGUGCGCGGCGUGCGCUGGCUCGGCAACACCCGCCUCGUCUCCUUCUCCUUCCAAGAGGCGAAGGCGGGGGGGUACGAGAACAGGGUGGUGGUGACGUGCAUCCGCAGCGGCGAGUCUCGCCCCUUCCGCCAGCUGCAGCAGCCUGACAAGUCGCCCAUGCGCGGCCUCCGUGCAUCGCCCUCCGGCAGGUACUUGCUCAUCCUCUUCCGCGAUGCUCCAGCUGAAGUGUGGGCCAUGACUCGCACACCCCAGAUGCUGCGCUCCCUGGCGCUGCCCUUCACGGUGAUGGAGUGGGCGCUGCCGCCCGUGCAGAGCCCCACUGCGCUCGACCCGCACUCCUCCACGCAGCGCCACGUGCACG
This is a messenger RNA of Closterium sp. Yama58-4, 2224 nucleotides long. The record is from the annotation of a GenBank genome assembly. Lineage: Eukaryota; Viridiplantae; Streptophyta; Zygnematophyceae; Desmidiales; Closteriaceae.